Molecule: messenger RNA, 2536 nt
Organism: Strongylocentrotus purpuratus (purple sea urchin)
Lineage: Eukaryota; Metazoa; Echinodermata; Echinoidea; Camarodonta; Strongylocentrotidae
Product: protein angel homolog 2-like
Exons: 2
Coding region: 13-549 (178 amino acids)
Molecular function (GO): 3'-5'-RNA exonuclease activity
Source: RefSeq, a predicted model, not a curated record
ACGUAUCAAGGUAUGGCCGGCGUGGAUGUAUCAGGACAGGAGAUGGGACGAGCAAGAGUACUCAUGAGAAGCCCUCUAUGGCCCAAGGAGAUUGGAGUUAGCUCACACUGCCGUUAUGAAGACACUGAUGUCAUGACACAAUCAUCUAGAAAUUCAGGUGGUGCUCCAAGGCAUAAUCGACAGAAUUCAAGAGAUCGUCCUGCUGAUCAUUGUGUCCUGCCUGAUGACAGCCAGGGACAACUCAUCCAUCCUUUCUUCUUUUCUUCCGUCUAUGAUCAUUGCCAUGGCAACUAUGAAAUCACCACCAAUCAUUCAAGUACAAACUGUACAGUGGACUAUAUCUUCUACAGCGAAUCAAUGUCAUCUAAAGCAGGAAGUCCAUAUAAACCUCUAGGUACACCAAACUUCACAAGUAAUCUUUCGCUUGUCAAACGGCUUACUCUCUUUACUGAUGGUGAAGUCAGAGCCAUGGGAGGACUACCUAAUGUUCAUUGGACAUCUGAUCAUCUCUCUCUCCAAGCUACUCUACGCCUUACUACAAUGGACUGACGGUGAAGUCAGAGCUAUGGGUGGACUGCCUAAAGUUCAUUGGACAUCUAAUUAUCUCUCUCUCUCCAGUCUCCAAGCUACUCUACGCCUUACUACAAUGGACUGAAUAGACUUUGUGUUUUUAUAAAUACCUUGAAUUACCAAUGAUUUGAUAAACAUUUUUGAGAUGAUGAUUUUAAGUAUAAGCUAGAUCUAUUUGUGCAGUGGUAUUAUGUUAAAUGAAAUGCCAAAUGAAACCUAAUUGAGAUGAAAGGUAUUUUAUUUGUUUAAUAGUUUUACAAGUCACUUUAAAGAAUUUUGUCCAAAACAACCUGGAGGAUAGAGUUGACAUUUUAACCUUGUAAAAGAAAACUUCACUCUGGACAGCUGUUAUUUAUAUGAUGUCCUUUUAUAUACAUUUAUCGUAGAUUCUUCAUGAAGUUAUACAGGUCUCUCAGGUCCCAACUCUUUGCCUUGAAUAUGGCCACCCUGUGCUGUCUUGAAAGUAUUUAUGCUAAGUCGCUCUAACAGAAUUAACGUAUGCCCUGAAAAGCACACAAACAUAAGAUUACCGUAGUCCCACGCCUCUAAAAAAAGUCCAUAGAAAGUUGAUGACUCAGUGCUUUGGCAAAUAUACCCUGAGCAAAGGAGAGCAAAGUCAUGAAUCUUAACUAUUUGCACAAUGGAAAUGUAUACGUGUACAUGUCUUACUAUUUCAUCAACUUAGUACUCAAGGCAUUACAAUGAUGGGUUAUAUCAACAUCUGCUUGUCGCCUGUUUCACACUUUUUAACCCUUUUUGGUUUGUCGCAAUUAAACUAUCAAAGCUAAGCAGUCAGAUACCAUUGCUCAGGCACAGCUCAGGCAAUUCUUUAUAGAUAAUGAUAAAUUAUAGUUAUGAUUUGUAAAUAUAAUUCAUGUUGAUCAUAAACAAGUGCACUUCCCCUCAUGAGUUUCAGUACUCAUCUCCAAUAAAUGUAUGUUUUUUAUUAAGAGAAUGGUGUUUACUAUUUAUCCUUCUUCUCAACAAAGUUUUAGCUAAAUUUACAUUCCUUAAUUCAUUAUUAUUAUUAAUAUCCAAUUCAUUGUGAUAUGUCAGGGUUACUGAAAAUGAUCAUCAUUACUCAGAGAUAUAAGGGGGUAAAUACACCUUCUUUCUACUACCUCAUUAAUCCUGUAUUACAUAGCACUAAUGUGAAUUCUGAGAGUACUUUAGGCAAUGAUGGUACUUUCAAUCUGGGCAUAGGCCAGUUACAUGUAUGGUAUUGAUGAUUGGUUGACCUUUGACCUGGGGGUAUUGAUGAAUGUAGGAUAUAUCAACAAUAAGUACAUGUAUGAACAAGUGAGCUUUAAAGAUACCAUGUCCCUUUUGCAGCCCACAUCAAAUUCUGUAGAACAUUGCAGGAAUUAUGAAUAUGUCAUGUUUGCCCUAUCUGUGAAAUUUUAACAUUAGCAGUGUCCUAAUAUUCAAAUUAUGCAAGGAAACCCGUUUACUUGCUAGACUUCACAUGAGCAUGAGCAAUUGUCUACAUCAAUAACCCACUACUUAUAAUUGCCCAAUUUAAGCUGAUUUAAUCUUUGUGCAGCACAAAACGUACGACCAUUCUUACAAUGGUCUGAAAAUUCACAAACUAAUAGUCGUUAUUUUCCCACUUAAAGACAUUUUCAGCCCCCUUUUGUUAGGGAAGUUCUAAAUUAGUAUUAUCUUUCAAAUGCCGUUCGAAUUUAACCUUUUCAUUUGUUUGCCCUGCAAAGGGGACAUAAUACCUUUAAAAUAGUAGUUAUCUUAAUUUCAACAGACAUUAUUCAGACAAAACAGAAAUAUUGAGUUUGAACUAUUUAUGUGUACAGAGUGUUUGCAUGUUGAGAUAAACAAUCAAAUUCAUUCAUACUACUCCAGGAAAUGUAUAGUUUAUUUAAAUGAUUUUUUGCAGACUAAGAAUUCAUAUUGAGGCAUUGUUUUUCACAGUUGCAAAUUUGUUGAAAUAAAAGAGGACGAAGCUGAUAUA